Molecule: messenger RNA, 1431 nt
Organism: Oncorhynchus tshawytscha (Chinook salmon)
Lineage: Eukaryota; Metazoa; Chordata; Actinopteri; Salmoniformes; Salmonidae
Product: vacuolar protein sorting-associated protein 13B-like
Exons: 7
Coding region: 153-1379 (408 amino acids)
Source: RefSeq, a predicted model, not a curated record
CCCUCCCCUGAAUCCCCCUCCCCAGGACAGAACACAGCUCUGAUGACCUCCGCACCGGGCUGUUCCAGUACAUACAGAACUCAGCCUAUCAGAAACUACCUGGUCCAUAUGAGGUUGUGUUCUAUAACGAAACAGACGACAGUCCCGGCGUCAUGCUGUGGCGUUACCCAGAAUCCCGUGUGUUGACCUUCGUACGCAUCACUCCAGUCCCCUUCAACACCACCGAGGACCCCGAGAUCAGCACCGCAGACCUGGGAGACAGACUGAAGGUGCCGUGCAGCCUGGAGUAUUGGGACGAGCUCCAGCACGCCUUCGUCCCCUACCGAGAGUUCAGCCUAUCAGAGAGUAGCGCUUGCGAGCUGACCCUGCCCAGCCUGACGCUGACCAAUGAGCAGAAGGAUCUGGUGACCUCUGACCUGUGGAGGAUCGUCCUCAACAACAACCCAGACGGAGGAGACGAACAGAGUUCUGACAGUGAGUCAGGUUCUCAGCAGGGUUCCUCGGGGUCCCAGCUUCUGCCCUGUGACCAGCUGGUGUCCCCCACGGCGCUGGCAGCUUGUACCCGUGUCGACUCCUGCUUCGCCCCCUGGUCCGUGCCCUCCCUGGGCGUGUCUCUCACCCUGGCACAGAUACAGCUGCACCUCUACCACCAUUUGGAGCAGCUGGGCACAGCGCCGUCACGUCGACUCCGCCCCUUCCUGCCGGACAGGAAGUUGCCCCAGGAGCAAGAGUACCUGGUCAUCGGGGCACAGGAGCCGCGGCUGUUCCUCCGCCAGUGGAGUGGCGGCGGUAACGUCAGCGCCGCCCGGCUCUGCCAGGAGAUCCAGUUCUCCACCGAGCUGGACUGCAGACUGUUGGAGUACCGGAACUUGACUUGGCUCUGCCUGCUGCAGCCGUUCAUACUGCAGGGUCAGGCUGCGGUCACACGCUGCUCCAACAACGUCCUCCUGGACGGGAACGUCUUCGUAGACCCGGUCUUCAUCAACAUCAGCCAGAACACCGUACACAGUCUGGAUACAGCCCUACGGGGCUGGCAACAGAACGGGGAUGAAGGUGCAGAGGAGUUGUUGAUUAGUCACCAUGUGCUCUGUAACGACACCCAGGAGACCCUGAGGUUUGGCCAGGUGGACACCGAUGAGAACGUCCUGCUGCCCUCCUUACACAGCCACCAGUACAGCUGGAGGAGCCACAAGUCACCACAGCUCCUUCACAUCUGCAUAGAGGGCUGGGGUAACUGGCGUUGGUCUGAGGCCUUCAGUGUGGACAACGUGGGGACUCUGUUGAGGACUAUUCAAUAUAAAGGACGGACUGCCUCGCUCAUCAUCAAGGUGUUGCAGCUCAACGGUGUCCAGAAACAGGUACCGUAUUCAAUUCAAUAAAUCUUUAUUGUUCCCAAAAGGCAAUUCAUGUGCAACCCAUCUUCCUGUUGUG